This is a messenger RNA of Gymnogyps californianus (California condor), 1866 nucleotides long. RefSeq names its product dynein light chain Tctex-type family member 5 (gene DYNLT5). Bases 1 to 363 code for a protein of 120 amino acids. Gene Ontology annotation, cellular component: cytoplasmic dynein complex; cytoplasm. The transcript is spliced from 3 exons. Gene Ontology annotation, molecular function: dynein intermediate chain binding. Gene Ontology annotation, biological process: microtubule-based movement. The record is from RefSeq and is a predicted model, not a curated record. NCBI's taxonomy places the organism in Eukaryota, Metazoa, Chordata, Aves, Accipitriformes, Cathartidae.
AUGGCGGUGCGGGCGGCAGCCAUCCCCGCUCGGGUCCCCUCCAAGCGCUUCCCGGUGGCGGUGGUGGAUGAUAUCCUGAAGGAUGUGCUGGGGAGCUACCUGAGGGAGCAGCCCUACGAGCCGGCGCGGUGCAGGGACAUGGCGAAGGACAUCGCUGAGGUUAUUAAAGCUCGGGUAAAAGACCUUGUGAUACCGAGGUACAAGAUUGUUGUGGUGACGCACAUUGGGCAGCUGAAUGAGCAGAGCAUGCACAUCGGAAGCAGGUGCCUGUGGGAUCCUGUGAGCGAUACGUUUUCGUCAUAUGUGUUCAAGAACACUUCACUGUUUGCUCUUGCAAAUGUCUAUGCUGUCUAUUUCGAAUAAGGAGGUAGUUGAGUUUAACAGCAGGAGGAAUGAACAGUCAGCCUAACUCUUCCUGUUUCUGUUGUUGAAAACGGUUGUGAAUGACCAAGGCAACUUUCACCUGUUCUGAAAUGUGGUUACCGUAAGCCUUUCGGUGGUGAAUGGGAUAACUGUAUUUCCCAGAGCUUUCUCUGGGAAGUGAUUCUUUGUGACACCUGAUUGUUUUGCACCUGAUUCUAGCUGCUCUCAGAACUGGGGAUCCCUGUGAUACUUUUUUCUCCCUGAAUUUGCCCUCACUACGUGAUCCCCAAGUAGUAACCACAGAGGGAUUUUUGGAAAGGAAAACAAAAGCAUUUUAAAACUAUCCCCAUUAAAUGGCAUUUGCAGGCAGUUAGGCCUGUGCCAGGCCCCGUGGUCCCGGCUCCAUGCACACGCUGCUGCAAGUUACCCUGCCCUGCCUGGGGGAUGGAGGGAUCCCCCCAAACCUUCCUGCCGGGCCCAGAGGUGCCCUGGGUGGGCUCUGCGGUGGGAGGGCAGCAGAGAGCGAGAGAGUCGGGGGCUUUGCUUGCCGGGGGCUGGCCUGGCUGCCCCUGAGCUCUGAGAAAAGCCCUGAGUGCUGAGAAGGUGGCCUAGAGAAAGUGGUUAGUUCUGCUUGGAGAAGACUAGCUCUGUCCCAUAGUGCUGGAAAUCAAGUGAAAAAUGUCUUCAAAUUAUAUCAUGUUUAGUGUACAUAGAUCUAACAUCUCUGGGGCCUUCUAUUAAAGGUGCUUGAAUCUAGCAAAAUAAAGUUGAAUUGGGGUUCUCAGCUGAUACCUGCCUAUAGAUAAGAGGGGAAGUACAGCCCUCUGAGCUCAGAAGUGUAUUGCCAGUCUCCCUGGGUGCAAAUUAACUGCCCACGAGGUAAGACCUCGGGUGGAUGUUACUGGAAGCAGCUGGAAUAGGAAAUAAACCACAGCUACUGCCUGCCCAGUUAGGGGCCAGUGCUGACUGCUCACAGCUCUCCUCUGCUGCGGCCGUUCCCCGGCAGCGGUGGAGGUCUGACGCACGAGCCUCGCGGCGUGACGCGCUGCACAGAGCUGUCCGCACCGCCUUGGUUUUGUUCUGAUUCUGAAGACAGACUUCUUGCUACCCGUAUUUCACAGCUGAAACCUGCUGUUGGAUUUUCGUAAGUAAGAGAACAAGCAUGUAAUAAAUCGCUUAUUUUAUUACAUUUCAUGUGCGAAGCUGAAACUAGAACAGCAGUUAGAUGGGAAGAAAUAUUUGUACUUACAACUAAAAGUUUAACUCUAAACCACUGUAAACACUUUGUGGGAUCCAGACAACCCAACCUGAACUGUCAUUGCAGCCAUUUGCUGGUUUGCACUACAACAUCUAACAUUCAGUCUUUACUCCCUAGUGCACUCCAAAGACUAAAGCUACAAUUAAAGAAUACAACUGAAAUAAUUGUGGUUUAUGUCAUGGUUAUUUUAAUACGUGAAAGCUGUGACAUUGAAUGAACCUCAUCAGCAUCUGCUGCGUUUUAGC